Molecule: messenger RNA, 459 nt
Organism: Geodia barretti
Lineage: Eukaryota; Metazoa; Porifera; Demospongiae; Tetractinellida; Geodiidae
Source: the annotation of a GenBank genome assembly
AUGCUGGGACAGCCAAAAGCUCUAGUGACUGGCGCUGGGAGACUGCUCGACGAAGAUGAGGAAUCCAUGGCAACUCAGAAGUACGCGGAACGACAGCCGCGAACUCCUGGCCCAGAGCCGGGUAGAGCUCGCCGCGGCGACGUGCGUCAGGCCUCCGAGAAGGGGUGGGGCGCCGCGGCACAGAUGGUCAAGGCCAUCGCGGAACAGCGAGGGGUGCACCACCGCGGCCAUGCGCUGCUGUACGACGUGGUGUCCACUCUCGCCGCUGAAGCCGGCGAUGAUGACAUCGACCGGCUUUUCGAACUCGCUGGCGGUCUACACACUAACUUCUAUGAGGACUGGUACGGCGCAGGCCGAGUGGAGCGCGGACUGCGCGACGUCGAAAGGUUCUUGGACAAACUGGAGCCCUUGAAUCCGUCCAUAAUCCGCUACCGGUUCCCCCCGCACGCGCGGGGAUAG